Alosa sapidissima (American shad) is the source of this 7029-nucleotide messenger RNA. It is a transcript of the gene cdk6, whose product is annotated as cyclin-dependent kinase 6. Gene Ontology annotation, biological process: cell dedifferentiation; signal transduction; protein phosphorylation. The record is from RefSeq and is a predicted model, not a curated record. Gene Ontology annotation, cellular component: nucleus; cyclin-dependent protein kinase holoenzyme complex; cytoplasm. Bases 778 to 1812 code for a protein of 344 amino acids. The transcript is spliced from 8 exons. Lineage: Eukaryota; Metazoa; Chordata; Actinopteri; Clupeiformes; Clupeidae. Gene Ontology annotation, molecular function: cyclin-dependent protein serine/threonine kinase activity; cyclin binding; ATP binding.
CAAUGCUCAUAAGUCGGCUGUGGGUAUCCAGUAAACUUUUCUGCACUCAAAACUUUUUUGAAAGCUGUGACGAUCCUGUUUUUGACACUUAAACAAAACAAAAAAAACUAUGAAUGGUAAAGAACCAAGAGGCAGCACAAGCAAAAGGAGGCGGUUUAGCCUUUGUAGUCAGUGAGGAAUGCGGAAAUGUUCCUGCCCUGUGUCAAACCUCUCUGAAGGGGGUCAAGGCACAUUGAGCCAGCGUGGGAAAGCGUAGAGAAGACGGAGCUCACAGACAAGCAUUGCAUAUUCUGGGAUUGAUGGGAAAACCAUAAUGGGGGGAGCAGAGACACAGUAACGCGAAGAAUAUAUUCAGCUUCAUACAGUGAUCCCUAGGAAAAAAGCAACAAAAAAAACGCACUGCAUAAGCUGCGCACACUGAUUUGGGCGAGGAAAACGCACCCCCCUCCCUCUCUCUCUUGGUAGUUGAUCUAUUUGAGUUGCAGUGGUGGUACCGCUGGAGGAUGGGGGCUCGUGCGUGCACCAUGUCUCUACCUGUGUGGCCCUGAAGACGGACAGUGAGAGAUCUGUGCCGUGUUUGCAAACAUCGGCUUGCGAAGACACCGGUUCCUCAUCGCCUGUUUCAGAAGAACAAGUCACAGCAGAAUUUUAAGUAAAUAAAAAAGACUGUAGCCUACACGUGCCAGAGCCGUUUUCCCAAUGAUGCCCCUGUAAAGAAUCUUCGUCGGGAUUCCCCGCAGCAGGCUGCAUUGAACUGAGGAGCAAUACGUUUUUAAGAUGGACAAAGAAAUAGUCGGUCAGUCCUAUGAGCCUGUUGCCGAGAUAGGUGAAGGUGCUUAUGGAAAGGUGUACAAGGCUCGGGAUUUGAAUAAUGGGGGUCGCUUUGUCGCCUUAAAACGAGUGCGGGUACAAACAGAGGAGGAAGGGAUGCCUCUCUCCACCAUUCGCGAGGUGGCAGUGCUGAGGCAACUGGAAUCCUUUGAGCACCCCAACGUUGUCAGGCUCUUUGACGUUUGCACUGUAUCCCGAACCGACCGAGAGACCAAACUGACUCUGGUGUUUGAGCAUGUGGACCAAGACCUGACCACAUACCUUGAGAAGGCGCCAGACCCAGGGGUACCCCCCGAGACGAUUAAGGAUAUGAUGUACCAGCUGCUUCAGGGUCUGGACUUUCUUCACUCUCACCGUGUUGUGCACAGAGAUCUGAAGCCACAGAACAUUCUGGUAACCAGCGGUGGUCAGAUCAAGCUGGCUGACUUCGGCCUGGCGCGAAUAUACAGCUUUCAGAUGGCACUUACCUCAGUGGUGGUCACCUUGUGGUACCGAGCCCCUGAGGUGCUGUUACAGUCCAGCUAUGCCACACCAGUAGACUUGUGGAGUGUGGGCUGCAUCUUCGCAGAGAUGUUCAGAAGGAGACCUCUUUUUCAAGGGAAAUCAGAUGUUGACCAGUUAGGCAAAAUAUUUGAUGUGGUAGGGGUCCCGUCUCUGGAAGACUGGCCGCAGAACGUGGGUUUGCCUCAAACUGCUUUUGCCCCUCGCCCUCCCAAACCAAUAGAAGACCUGGUUCCUGAUAUGGAUGAGCUGGGGAGGUCUCUCUUACUUCAAUUCCUUUCGUUCAAUCCCUCCAGAAGGAUAUCGGCCUACGCUGCUCUGUCCCACCCCUAUUUCCUGGACCUAGACAGUCCCAGUAAGAAUCUGUACAACCAGCCGUUCACCAGCAACAAACGCUCCCUGGAGGAGAGGACUACCGAUGCCUUUAGUCGCUGUGGAGUAAGCGACCGGGGCUCCGACUCCAAAACCCCCCAGAACUAGUCUGUCACAGCCAUGUUGUGGAUGCUGCUUUGUUUCGUUUUUUAUUUUUAUUUUUUGUAGAAAGAAUGACUUUGAUUCUGAUUAUUUUUUGAAAAGACAAAAAAAAAAAUGCAAACAACACAAAAGAGAGAUAUGAACAAUUGGCUGGUCUGGUUUGUUCUGCUCGUUUUAAGUUUGAUUUUUUUCUUAUUUUUUUCUUGAAGACCAGGCAGCGCCCCCAGAGCAAAAUUCAGAGCACUGGAGUAGACAAGAGAAAGACUCCACAAGCUCUCUGCUUCGUGCUCACUCCCAAGGGGGGUGGUGAGAAGGGGGAAAUCCCUGGUCGCUGCUUGGAGGGUGGGGUGGGAUGGGGUGGGGUGGCGUGUGUGUGUGUGUGUGUGUGUAUGGGGGGGUGUGGGGUAUUGUAGUUCCGAGUGUUUCGGAACCACGUCUGAUUCCAAUGGAGAAUAGUAGACUGAGUGAGAUCUCGCUGCUCAAGGUCGUCUCGUCUGCAUGUCACUGCCAAUGUCUCACUUCGGGAAGCGUGUGGGGGAUUCACUAGAUGAACUGCCCACGUCCAAGAAGAAUUCACUGCCAAACUGUUUCACUAUGGUCCCACUGCCAAUGUCUCGCCCUAACAACAAGGGUUCACCGUCAUGUCUGUCACUGCCAAUGUCUCACCUGGUUUAGGUUUUGUUUCCGAACGACCACCACUUUUUCUGCAGCUUCACAUACCCGGUCCUGUCUGGUCUCACUCCGUACAGUUGGCGCCAGCUCUGACUGGCAUCGCUGCCACCAACUGCCGAGUUCUUGCCAAGGCUGCAGCAGAAGCAUGUUUGUGUUCCGUGUCUUCCUUAGGUUUUGCUUCCUCUAGAGUUACCAGACCUCAUCCUUCCCCCAACACCACAGAAAACCGUUGAACAGAUUCUCACUUGGCAUUCACACAUCUCCACACACACACACACACACACACACACACACAAACACACAUAUAUACACACACACUGACACAGUCCACUUCAUCUGAAUACAAACGGUUAAAUGUUGUUGAUCUGUCAUCUUGUGGUUUCGAGGGAGCAGUGCAGGCAGAAGGAAGCAUGGGCCGCUGCUGGACUCCUUUCAUGGGGUUAUUUUUAUCUACAGUUGAUUCUUGUUUGAUCAAUGGUUAUACUUCCUCUUUUAGGUUCUGCAUUUCACUGCUGCAUUAUGGGAAAGUGAACUAAACAAAAAAGUAUGUCAAUGACUUUCAGAGUGUGAAGGAAGAAAGUGGUAGUCAAGCGAGCUCACUACACGAGCACUAGUGAACUAACUCUCAUCCUCUAUGUUUAUAUCCAAACAAGAGGAAAUGAAAUUGUAGUCAUCAUUGUAAUGUUAUUGCUGGUGUUUCUGGCCUCUCUGCCAUUACUUUAUGAACUUGAAGCUUUAGGGACUGAAACUAAAUGAGUUUGCAGUCGGCACUCUUGUUAGCAAGGAAGAGGGGUAGAAGGUUUGGGGCGAAGUAGAGAGCCCACUCAGUGUAAAUGCAGGUAGGGUUUAGAAUGAGCUUAGUUUAUAGUAGAACCAGACCGGACGGUAGAAGUAGAUAGCAAGUUUAAUCACAACGUAUUUGAUAUGCGGGUAAGUGAAACUGGUUCAAAGUGAAUACUAACUAGUUGGUGAGAGGGAAGUAGAAGGGAAGGACACGAGUGAGAAGCAAGCUGGUCCAAGAUUGCCAAUAACAAAGGUAGUCAUAACAUUGCCUUAGGCAAGAAGUUGAGAAGCUAUAUCCUUGUUGAUAACUUAUCGAUGGUCUUUGCGCUGCCACCUCCAUUAAUGAACUGGCUCAGAAUGACUGAAUGAAUCUUGACAGGCUCAAGGUGACUGUUCAAGUCAGAUGAAAGACUAAAAAAUCAUUGGAGGAUGAAUUCUUGUGAAAGUACAAGUAUAUGUAAGAGUACAAGCGGGCACUGUAUGAUGACACAAACACGUACAACACACACACUCAGACAUAAGCAACUUCAAACAGAUGUUAAAGCACUGGUGCCUUUACCCACUCAGGAUUUCUCUCUUCGACUCAUUACUCAACACUUCAUUCACUCAGGAUUUUCUGGUUGGUUGUAGAUCAAAUAGUUCAACCUACGUUUUCAGGUUUCAUUCAGGCAGGUCAUAACUCUGUUCAUUUGCUACUAUAUCAUGCUAACUAGCAUUUCUGUGCAAACUUAAUGUCAUUAAGUACCAUGAAGUAGUUUAGAACGUAUUUAUGUCCAAGCCGGGUUCAUGUGACAUUGUGUUGUCAGUCAUGCUAUGUAUAUACACUUAAAGCAUCUGUGGACAACAUCUCUAUUUAAUUUUUGUUUGUUUUAUAGCACAAAAGUUGAUGGAAAAUGCACCUGUGUAUAUCAGUGCUUUCAUGCUUAAUUGCUAUAGGUUCUUUUUUACCCAUGGGCCUCGGAUGAGGAAAACCAGGGUAAAAAAUUAUUUGAUGAUGCAUUGUCUUCACUUGUGAGUGUGUAAUGACUUUUGUCAUGGUGCAGCCUACACAGGGCAUGCUCAAAUUUAUGCUGCAUUCCAGACAACUCGGAAGUCAGAUAUUUCCUAGUUGGAAUCUCCCAAUUUCAUUCCAGACUAAUUCGGAGGUCGAGAAUUCUGACCUCCUACUUUAAAAAGUACAAUGGAAAGGCACUUGAAGUUGGAAUUGAAGUCCGACCUCCGACAUCCAAGUUGUCUGGAAUGCAGCAAAAUUGUACAUAUAAAUCCAUUUUUGCAUCUUUGCAGGGCAUUACUUAUGUUAAAAUGCUCGCUCAAUGGUGAAUUUAAUCAGCGGAGUACAACAAUAUCUUCUCUGUACUCAUUUAGGUUUGAUGUAGAUACCUACAAUUAUUGUUGGGUAUCUUUGAUUGUUCAGUGCUGAACAUUGUAGAUCUCCUUUAGUAAUGGAAUGUAUGCGAGUCUGUUCCUAAGAUGGAACUUGAAUGUGUGUGGCAGCAAGUUCAGUUGUAAUCAUGCUGAGAGACAUAGCACCUUUUUAAUGCCUUUGAAUACAUGUCAGUGUGCAUCUUUUGCCCAAUGACUCUGACAAAACAAAGAAAUGCAUUAACUUUAUUGGUUUAAAGCUGGCAAAAUUCACUCCAAUUAUUCCAAUUCUCCUAUUCCUAAUAUUUGUGUGUAAAUAUAAUGUAUUUAAUUUUUUUACACAUUUGUCUUAGCAGAGAAUAUAGCAUAUAGUCCCCAUAUCAGCAAUGAUUUACAAUGUUGUGCAGUGUAUACAAUGCAUUCCUUAUAGUUAAUAAACUAUUUGAAAGUGCUAUUUUUCUUUUUUUGUUUGUUUGUUUUACUUGUAAACUGCUGGUCUUUGGUACUUAAAUUAGUCUCUUUUCAUUUAAUGAUUAUUUAUUGAGUCUAGACAUUCAUGUUUGUUUGUGUGUGUUUUUUUCCCCAGUUACUUUUUAAAAAAUAAUCCCCUCCAACACACCUCUUUUCUUCCAAACUUGUUGAAUAAAUCUGCCUUUCAAUGAUGGUGCUGUAAAAUCUUACUUCAGACUUGAAACAUAAUGUUCAGAGGACUCUGAGGAUUUGUGAUGGAACUCACUCUCUGCAUGGUCCUUAUCAGAAAGAAAGUGUAACUUGUGUGUGUGUGUUUUUUUUAUUAUUAUUAUUUGAUUUGUGGGGUUCACUAUUCUGUAUUUCUUUCAAUUUUUGGAGAGGAUGCUCGUGGUUGUCUUGAAAGAAGCCACAGACUUAUUUGAAUGUGCAUAAAAUGGCAAAAUUAUUAUGCACAGUGCGGGGCCCCAUAAUUCUAAGCAUUUUACCUGCUCCAUGGCUUGAAUAAAGUACUGUGCCUCUGACUAUGACAGAGUAAUAUCUUAAUCUGUUAUGAAAUAUAUUCACUUCACGCUUUCAAUUAUUUUAAUUAUUAUAAUUAAUAUGCAUUUAUAUGAGACGCAUUCAAGCUCAAUUCAAAACUGCAUCCACCAGUUGUUACCUGUUUUCAUCUGUAACCUGUGCCUAUAUAGGACAAGUUUUUGACUUAUAUGUGCUUGACUUAAAGAGGAUGCAGUCUCACAGUCUUGUGCGUCAGCCUCUUCACUGCGUUUGUCAGACAGAUUCAUAAAUAUAACAGUAAAUUCAAAUCUCACUGGAUAACCCAGCAUAUCUUUACACAAUACACGGUAGUUUUUACAGUAUACUUUCUAAUACUUCGCCUAAAACGUGUCUUGCAAAAUGUUAGUUGCUGGGAAAAUUGUACUUUGUAGUACUGUUUGUAAUGAUGUCUAUUAUUGUUAAUUGUUUUUUAUAUAUAUAUAUUUCUUAUGUAAUUGUGUAGUGUGGCUUUAAACAUGCAUGUGAGUAACCAGAUGGAGCGACAGUCAGGGUUUUAUGGUAUUUUACAUCAGACAGGUGGACAGGUAAAGUGAUGAGGAUGGAGAAUUGAAAUUCAGUUUAAUGCAGAAAGUGAUAUGUGUUUUUUAUUUUCAUUAAGCAUGAUGAUGUGUGAGGUAUGAUGUGCUGUAAUUAUAAGUGAUGUAUAUUAUGUUUUUUGUUAUCAUUGCAUAUAGCCUAACGAAAUAUCAUAUUCUGUGAGGUGAAAGAGAGGAUAAAGCUGCCCAAAUUAGUGUGUUUUUGAGCUAAUGUGAGAAAGUGAUAUUUCGUUAAAGUACCAACUCAGUUGUUUUUCGUUAAGCUUGACUGGAUUUUGUUUUGUUUUUAUUAUUAUUAUUAUUAUUAUUAUUAUUAUUAUUAUUAUUAUUAUUUUGCUGCUCAGAUUUAGUGGUUAGUACACAUCGAUUUAAGUGGUUUGUUUGUUUGUUUGUUUGUUUGUUUUUAACGUGUAAGGCAACUAGCCAGCAUAAAGUGCUUUAGAUCGGAAAUGUUUCAUAUCUAUUUUGGCUCUCUUGUCAUAUUUUAAUGAGCACUAACUCAUUCAUUCAAUACUCUCUUCACAUUGAUUACCUAAUUUAUAAACAAAUAGGGCAGACCAAUUAAUGAACUAAAUGAUUAUGAAAUUGUAUAGUUUUCUUUUUAUUUUAUUUAUAUCCCAGUCUUGAAACCACGGCAAGUGUUUUGGUUUCAAUCUGUAAGUUAACUGUAUGGCCCAAGUGGCUAAGGCUUCAUGCUAAAAGGCCUAGGCCUAUACAUUUUGCAUGAAUCAAAUCACAAAAAGAUCAUGUCUAAACAGAAAAUCACAACCUAAUUUGGUAUGUCAUUUUUCCACUGCAUUAGGAUACAGACGGGAGGGCUGGGGUGUUUUUUUUUUUGUUU